Molecule: messenger RNA, 4281 nt
Organism: Humulus lupulus (European hop)
Lineage: Eukaryota; Viridiplantae; Streptophyta; Magnoliopsida; Rosales; Cannabaceae
Product: pumilio homolog 2-like
Exons: 9
Coding region: 595-3753 (1052 amino acids)
Biological process (GO): post-transcriptional regulation of gene expression
Cellular component (GO): cytoplasm
Molecular function (GO): mRNA binding
Source: RefSeq, a predicted model, not a curated record
UAACUACAUCACUGUAUUUAAUCCUCUCCUUCAAAUUGGAAAAAACCCUAAGGGUUCUUGUAAGAACCAAUCGCCGCCGGUCUGGUUAGUUUGUAAACCCAAAAAUAGCCCUUAUUUCGUUGUGUCUCUUCUCUCUAUAUAUCUUCUCAUUUCGUCUUCUAUUUUGAUCUCAGCUCGCCACUUCUCACUUUUUUUCUUCUUCUUUCCUGUUGUGCUUCUGUGUUUUUGUUUAGGUUGUUUAUAUUUAACAUGACAACAUGUUGCGAAGAAUUGGUUUCAAUAAUUUAUGAUUAGGGAAAUUUCGGGGGAACAAGAAGAAACAUAGUUUUUGUGUGGUGCAACUGUUUUUCUUUUUUUUGGGUGUUGGAGUUUUGGGUUGUGUUAAGGGUGUUGGAAGAUUUUUGGGCCGUGAUCGGGUAAGAGGGAGGAAUUUGAAGUUUGUAAAUAUGGGGUUUUCUUAAAGUUAAAGUUUUUGUCUUUGGAAUUUACUUAGGGGUUCUGGGUCUGAUUUGUUUUUAUGUGGGUAGUGUUUAGUUAGAACUCCUUAAUCUUUGUUUGAUUGAUGGUAUUGUAAAAAAGUUUUUUUUAAAGAUAAUGCUGUCUGAAUUGGGAAGAAGGCCAAUGCUUGGAGGUAACGAGGGAUCGUUUGGGGACGAGUUAGAGAAGGAGAUUGGGAUGUUGCUCCGGGAGCAGCGGCGGCAAGACUCCCCCGAUGAUCGUGAACGUGAGCUGAAUAUGUGUAGAAGUGGAUCAGCUCCUCCAACUGUCGAGGGCUCUUUAAGUGCCGUGGGAGGAUUGUUUGGCGGCGGCGGAGGUGGAGGCGCUGCAGCUGCUGCUGCCUUUGCUGAGUUGUCUGGAGCUAAAAAUGGCAAUGGUUUUGUCUCUGAGGAGGAGCUCAGGUCUGAUCCAGCUUAUCUUUCCUACUAUUAUUCGAAUGUUAAUCUAAAUCCUCGGCUACCACCUCCUUUGCUUUCAAAGGAGGAUUGGAGGUUUUCCCAAAGGUUGAAAGGAGGGAACUCAACUUUGGGGGGGAUUGGAGACAGGAGAAAAGGAAGUAGAGCUGAUGAUAACAGUGGUAGAUCGAUGUUUUCGAUGCCACCUGGUUUCAACUCGACGAAACAAGAGGGGGAGUUUGAGUUGGAAAAAAUACGUGCCUCAGGAGAGUGGGGUGGCGAUGGACUGAUUGGUUUACCGGGUUUAGGACUUGGGAGCAAACAAAAGAGCCUUGCUGAAAUUAUUCAGGAUGACUUGGGGCGAGCAAGUCCUGCUAGUGGGCUUCCUUCUCGUCCAGCAAGCCGAAAUGCUUUCGAUGAAAAUGUAGACAAUGUAAGCUCUGCUGAAGCUGAUCUGGCACAUUUGCAUCAUGACUUGAGAACUUCUGAUGGUGCAAAUGGUAGUAAGGGUCAACAGUCUUCAUACAGCUAUGCUGCUGCUCUAGGUGCUUCCUUGUCCCGAAGCACUACUCCUGAUCCUCAACUUGUUGCUAGGGCUCCCAGUCCUUGUCUUACACCUAUUGGAGGAGGGAGAACUUGUGCCUCAGAGAAGAGAGGCAUUACAAGCCCAAACUCCUUUAAUGGUGUUUCAUCUAACACUAAUGAGUCUGCAGAUCUAGUAGCUGCUUUGUCUGGCAUGAACUUAUCAACAAAUGGUGUGAUAGAUGAUGAGAAUCAUUUCUCAUCACAUAUGAGACAGGAUGUUGAUAAUCAUCAAAAUUAUCUCUUUGGUCUACAAGGUGGUGAGAAUCAUAACAGUCGACAUCCCUACCUCAAGAAAUCUGAAUCUGGGCAGAUGCACAUGCCAUCUAAUCAACAAUCAGGAAAAAGUUUGUAUUCUGACUUGGGGAAGAGCAAUGGAAGUGGGUCAGACAUGAGAAAUUCAUCCUUGGAGAGGCCAGUUGAUCUGCACAAAUCUGCUUCAAGCAACUCUUACUUGAAGGGGUCUCCUACUUCCACCCUCAAUGGUGGAGGUGGCUUACAUGCCCAAUACCAGCAAUUAGAUGGUACAAAUCCGUCCUUUUCUAAUUAUGGUUUGGGUGGAUAUUCCAUGAAUCCUGCAUUAGCAUCCAUGAUGGCUAGCCAACUUGGUAGUGGUAAUGUGCCACCAUUUUAUGAUAACGCUGCUGUGGCUUCAGCUGUGCAAUCUCCUGUAAUGGACUCAAGAGUGCUUGGAGGAGGUUUGGCUUCUGGACAAAACCUAGCAGCUGCCGGAUCUGAUUCACACAAUCUUGGUAGAAUGGGGAGUCCAAUGGGAGGAGGUGCUCUUCAGUCCCCUUUUGUGGAUCCUAUGUAUCUUCAGUACAUGAGGACAUCUGAGUAUGCCGCAGCACAACUUGCUCUUAAUGAUCCUUCUGCAGACAGGAGCUACUUAGGUAAUUCCUACGUGAAUUUACUUGAACUUCAAAAAGCAUAUCUAUCUCUGUUAUCACCACAGAAAUCACAGUAUGGUGUUCCUUUGGGUGGGAAGUCUGGUGGUUCUAAUCAUCAUGGUUACUAUGGGAAUCCUGCAUUUGGUGUUGGCCUUUCUUUUUCUGGAAGUCCUGUUCCAAAUUCUCCUGUUGGUCCUGGUAGUCCUAUGAGGCAUAGUGAUAUGCGGUAUCCUUCUGGAAUGAGGAAUUUGCCUGGGGGUGUCAUGGGAGCCUGGCAUCUGGAUGGGGGUAACUUGGAUGAAGGUUUUGCUUCCUCACUGCUAGAGGAGUUUAAGAGUAAUAAAGCCAAAUCAUUUGAACUUUCAGAAAUUUCUGGACAUGUUGUUGAGUUCAGUGCGGAUCAAUAUGGGAGUCGCUUUAUUCAACAAAAACUUGAGACAGCCACAAUAGAAGAGAAGAACAUGGUUUAUCAGGAAAUCAUGCCUCAAGCUCUCGCUUUGAUGACUGAUGUAUUUGGCAAUUAUGUUAUUCAGAAGUUUUUUGAGCACGGGCUUGCACACCAGAGGAGGGAACUGGCCAACAAGCUUUUUGGCCAUGUUCUGACAUUAAGUCUUCAAAUGUAUGGAUGUCGGGUGAUCCAAAAGGCAAUAGAAGUUGUUGACCUGGACCAGAAGAUUAAAAUGGUCAAGGAGCUUGAUGGUAAUAUCAUGCGCUGUGUUCGUGAUCAGAAUGGGAACCAUGUGAUCCAAAAGUGUAUUGAAUGUGUUCCUGAAGAUGCAAUUCAAUUUAUUGUUUCAACCUUUUAUGAUCAAGUGGUUACACUAUCCACUCAUCCUUAUGGGUGUCGUGUGAUACAGAGAGUCCUGGAGCAUUGUGAGGAUCCAACAACACAGAGUAAAGUUAUGGAUGAGAUUUUAGGAGCUGUCAGCAUGUUAGCUCAAGAUCAGUAUGGAAAUUAUGUUGUUCAGCAUGUGCUGGAACAUGGAAAACCUCAUGAGCGUUCUGCUAUCAUCAAGGAAUUAGCUGGGAAAAUAGUUAUAAUGAGUCAACAGAAGUUUGCCUCCAAUGUUGUAGAGAAAUGUUUAACUUUUGGUGGCCCUGCUGAACGUGAGUUAUUAGUUAAUGAAAUGCUUGGAUCUACUGAUGAAAAUGAGCCUCUUCAGGCAAUGAUGAAGGAUCAGUUUGCCAACUAUGUCGUACAGAAGGUGUUGGAGACUUGUGAUGACCAACAACGCGAAUUGAUCCUUUCACGUAUUAAAGUUCAUUUGAAUGCAUUGAAGAAAUACACGUAUGGGAAGCAUAUUGUAGCACGUGUAGAGAAACUUGUUGCUGCUGGAGAAAGGAGAAUCGCAGCUCAGUCUCUACACCCCGCUGCACAGGUGGCUUAGGAAAGCAAGUUGUUUGUACAGCUAACUGAGGCUAGUGUGAGAUUUCCUCUCGUCGUCCUCCCGGUAGUUAGGAGCAAGAAUGGCUGUACCUAUCUUUGAAGACAGGUAAUGAGCCUAGUUGGAAAUAAAGAAAAAGGAUGUUGCUUGUACUGAAACAAAAUUGUACAUUGUGUAGUUUAAAAAGUUUAUACAUAGAAUGGAUCGAGCAAAGGUCAGAGGUACAUCAGAUGUUGAGCGCACACACCUGAUAAAGAUACCCUGCAGAGAUAAGCAACUAUACAAGUUCUUUUUUAAGGGUGUAAAAAAAUUUAAAAAGAUGAUAAGAAGAUGUUGAGGUAGUUUGUUACGUUAACGUGACUGUACAAAUGUUGCCAUAUCAAUGUGGAGAGCUGUUUAUGUUUUAGGUGAGAGAGGCCAGAGUUUCUUUUCAAUGUAUGCUUAUUGACUUUUCUUUUUAUCAAAAAGAAAAACACAAUUUUCUAUCUUCCCAAUGCUUUUUAUCAAUGUAUAUUUUUCUCUUUGCUUUUA